AUGCUGCAGGCAUUUGUGGAACGGUGCGUUGAGACAGGUACUGUCGAGUCAUCACAUUUAGCAGAAAGGACGAGGAAUGACUUCUUCCUAGGAACCGACGGACACACUGAUACGUUAGAUCAGGCUAUGCAGGAUGUGAAAUCCAUUAUUGGCCAACUCAGUCGGAUCACAACUUCCAUUCGCAAGGCUGGCACUAAUGCUCGGAUUCAGAAAGCUGAUGCUUCUUACGACCCUGAUCAUCCGCAGGUCAAAGCUUUGAGAAUUCAUCUACAGCUGCUGUUACUAUCAAGACCUACUAAUAAUGGCACUCUGCGGGUACUGAUUUCUUCGCAUGGCGUGGUAUUGACUUCGCCCGUAGAUGAGACCAUUGUGACCGAUUCGCGGUCAUUGACUGUUAUUCAGCAACGACUCAUCGAAGCGAACCUUAAACGGAGAAAUCGAUUUUUGUAUGCUCAGCGUCAUGCAAUCAAGCUAUCCGAUGGGGAUCCUACAGUAUCGACAUCGAUACAAACCCCUCAAAAAGCACCCCCGCCACCGGGUGCCAACCCCUUCGCAAGGUCGACGGAAGAGCCUGAACUACCAAAAGUGUAUAGCACAACAACUGCAACGGAUGUACAAGAUCCAAUUCAGUUACCAACGCGAUCCAGUGCCCAGCCAACGACCACAGUCAUAUCUGCAAUAAGUUCUCGUGUGACAUAUCCCAAACCUCCACCACUUAGGAGUGAUCAAAAUAUUUUCCAGUGUCCGUGCUGUUGCCAGACAUUGCCAGCUUCCGUGGGCAGAGGAAGUCAGUGGAAAGAUAUUCUUCCUUACACAUGUAUUCUAGAAGAUUGCCCUCGUCCCGAAAGGCUUUAUCAUACAAAGGAUCUCUGGCUGUCGCACAUGCUCACAGAUCAUCGCGGCACUUCCCACUGGGUUUGCCUCGCAUGCAAUGGCUCGAGCGAACGACGGGUGUUUUUUGAAGACUCGGCAUUGACUGAACAUUUAGAGCAAAAGCAUUCAAGGGGUAUCAAACCCCAGCAAAUCCCCAUGUUGGCCUCUGCCUGGCGCCGAAAACAGCCACCCUCUAUCGAAUCAUGUCCACUCUGUGGGUUGACAGACCCGGAUUUUAAUGUCAUUUUGAACCAUAUUGCCGAGCAUCUGCAUGCAUUCUCGCUUAGGGCCUUGCCAUGGGCACAGGGAGACUUUGAAUGUAAUGGUAACUCAUACGGUGACUAUUACGAAGAUCAUCCUUAUUUUGACACAGGACGAUCGGACGAUACAGGAAGAGUGGGAUCCGGGUCUACUGAAUUAUCUGAGCAGAUGAGUCUGGAAGACCUGCCUGUCAUGGAAUCUCGCAAGAUGCCAACUGAAAACAACCACUUGACAGAAGACAAGAUACGCUGCAUUUCAGAAGACCCGAAUGGUAACGAAGAUAUGAUGGCUGCGUUCUUAGCUGGCAUCGAGAACCAAGAUCCUGUAACGGCACCCUUUCAAACCCCACCAUCGCCAGGCCGCUCUGAUAGUGGGCCACCCCUCACCGAAGAAGAAAGCAUCCGGCUCCUCGACAUGCAUUCCGUUCCAUCAUUAAGUGUUAUAGACCCUAGAUAUUUGGAUCGUGACCACUCCUCGGCCAUUCGAGCGCCACUGCCAGCCCCAUCUGACAGCGAAUCCUCCACAGACGAAGAGGAUGAACACCAAGCAACUCUAUCCCAUCAGCCUGCAUCUUCAUCUCCAUCCAGACCACGCUCGGAUUCUAAUGAAGAGCCUGCAUCGCCGGGUUUCCUAUCACCAUCUGUGGCCCAGGAAGAGUUCUUGUCGCCCGCCCUAUCACGUUAUGCUGAUCUCGAUGGAACUUCUAUAACCAGAGUCAUGAAGGCUGAAGGCGCUAUAAAAGGUGGGGCAGAAGCUGCUGGGUUUCUUUCGGGAUCUGGAAUGCUUUCUCGCCAUAUCACGCUACCGCAAGGUAAUGCUCGGCCUGGCGAGUUGUCGAAUUUUUCUCUAGUCAUUUAUGAUGAGGAUGAUUUUCAGCAUUCGUUAGCAACACUCUUUGGCAAAUGUUCUCGAUGGGUUUCGAUGCUUUUGGAACACUCCAAUCAUGCGCCCUGUCUCUCGCUUGGUGAACUGAACGAGCAUAUUGCUGAUCGAUUCCGCAAUGCCAUACUGGAUGGGUCCGACGUCGAUGGACUCCUUGCCAACCCCUUUUAUCGGAAAGAUACCUUUAUUUCCGUUACGAUGACCAUGGUAUGGGAAUUUAUAUUUACACGAUAUCUCUUUGGUUUGGAAAGGCCGAUACGCUCAGCAAUCAAGCGGCUGGAGAAGGAAUUGUCUCAGACUUUACCACAAGAAGCAGUUUAUCGCUGGCGAGCCACGACGUUGUCUUUAUUGGCACAGGAUAUCGAGUUGAAAGAGCAGCAAGAACGUGAUAUUGAAGCGAUUUCGAUAACAAUAAUCGAUACACUUAUGUCUAUGCUAACGGUCGGGAGACCACAUGAGCCUCCCCUGCGCAAUGAGCUCCACGAGGUAUUGCGUAGCGCUGUGGACCUCUCUUUUGAAAUGCGUACGCAGCUGGCAGAUUACAUUAUGUUACCUCCUCUUCUGCCUGAGUAUGACAUUCAGAGAAAUUUGACAAACCAGAUUUUCUUCAACUCCUCCUUAAUGCAUGAUCAGAGCGGCGUGUAUGCAUCAGAUGAAGAAGCAGAAACCGAACAUGCGGUUGUUCGUUUAGUCCUUUUCCCAUUGGUAGUGAAAAAGGGCGACGACCAGGGCAGAGGAGACGAAGAAGUGAUUGUUUAUCCAGCUCAAGUCGUGGUAGCAGAAAAGCAGAGCAAAAGGUCGGCUCCUGAAACUGAGAUCGAAGCCCAAGCCCCUGGCUCUCCUGGGGGCACAGACUACUUCGCCGAAUCCAAUGCCCAAAUUGCUGAAGAUGCUGCAGGGGUGAAGGAGCAGCGCAAGGCUGAAACCUUUGACCUGAAGGAUAAACUGAGAGCCACUAAGAGAAGCCGUGAAAGGCUGCUACAAAGAAAGGUGGAAUUGAUGGCUGACUCCCAGAAACGCUCCUAUGAUGUCCCUGGUGAGAGCCAAUUUGGUCAAAAUGAGAGUAUCGAGUCCCCUGCAAAAGAAGCAGAGGAAAGUCCUUCCACUAGCCCGAGUGCUGACACCUCCUUCCCCGGUCAAAAUGACGCUGCGGUGGAUAAUGUAUUCGACGAGGUGGAAGAUAUAGUUGUCAUCUUCUAA
Messenger RNA from Aspergillus welwitschiae, 3216 nucleotides. RefSeq lists its product as uncharacterized. Bases 1 to 3216 code for a protein of 1071 amino acids. The transcript is spliced from 2 exons. NCBI's taxonomy places the organism in Eukaryota, Fungi, Ascomycota, Eurotiomycetes, Eurotiales, Aspergillaceae. The record is from RefSeq and is a predicted model, not a curated record.